GGAAACGAAAGUUCUUUGCCGAUGGAACUUUGUUCAAAUUUUGAUGCUGAUGAAAUCAGACGAUUAGGAAAAAGAUUUCGCAAAUUAGAUCUGGACAACAGCGGAGCGUUGAGUAUUGAUGAGUUUAUGUCGUUACCAGAAUUACAGCAGAACCCAUUGGUACAGAGAGUAAUUGAUAUUUUUGAUGCUGAUGGUAACGGUGAAGUUGACUUUAAAGAGUUUAUUCAAGGCGUUUCACAGUUCAGUGUUAAGGGUGACAAAGAAAGUAAACUGAGAUUUGCAUUCAGAAUUUAUGACAUGGAUAAUGAUGGAUUUAUUAGUAAUGGCGAACUGUUUCAAGUUCUCAAGAUGAUGGUCGGUAAUAAUUUAAAGGACACUCAGCUUCAGCAAAUUGUUGAUAAAACAAUUCUGUUUGCUGACAAAGAUGAAGAUGGAAAAAUAAGCUUUGAGGAAUUUUGCUCGGUUGUUGGUAAUACUGAUAUACAUAAGAAAAUGGUCGUCGACGUAUAA
This is a messenger RNA of Cotesia congregata, 510 nucleotides long. Lineage: Eukaryota; Metazoa; Arthropoda; Insecta; Hymenoptera; Braconidae. The record is from the annotation of a GenBank genome assembly.